Molecule: messenger RNA, 1836 nt
Organism: Hemisphaericaspora subhashii
Lineage: Eukaryota; Fungi; Ascomycota; Pichiomycetes; Serinales; Debaryomycetaceae
Exons: 1
Coding region: 1-1836 (611 amino acids)
Biological process (GO): transmembrane transport
Molecular function (GO): transmembrane transporter activity
Source: RefSeq, a predicted model, not a curated record
AUGUCCCCGGUAAAUCCAGCAGCUUCCUUCUCUCGAAGGAGUUCAGACACAUCGCAUACAUCAAAGGAUGAUGAACCACAAGAUAUAAAACCAUAUGCUUUAUCCAGAGUAUCAUCAUAUUCAUUGAGACAAACCAGAACAAAUCAUUCGGAGCUUUCCAGAAUACUUACAGGUAUCCUUGAUGAUCACCAAUUAGAUAUUCAGGAACAACAACAAUAUUCAGAAAGAAGAGAUGCUGAAUUUAUAUUGGCGAAUCAGUUAGAUUUAGUCUCACAACAUGCAUCAAGAGCACAUUCAAUAAUAGAUAUAGAAUCAACCGGAGAAAAAGAAGAUAGAAAGACUUCUCGACUUAACCUCGAGUCUACCCGAUCUGCUGAAGAGGAGAUCGAUCAAGGUCCACCUAAAGAUAAAGGAUUUGCAUGGGUUAUGGCAUUGUGUGGAUUAUUAGCCAUAUUUGCAACAUGGGGUGCUAAUGCCAGUUAUGGUGUAUUCUUAUCGUUCUAUCUUUCAACCAAUACAUUUCCGGAAGCUACACAAUAUGAUUUUGCAUUAAUUGGUGGGAUGGUGGUGUUUUUAGCAAACUUUUUAUCCCCAUUUGGUGCACUUCUUCAUAAAAUGAUUGGAUUUAGAAGGGUGCUAUUUGUCGGGUUGAUUAUUCAAACUGCGGGUUAUAUACUUGCAUCUUAUGCCACCAAGAUUUGGCAUUUAUAUGUGACCCAAGGUUUUUUGGUUGGGGUCUCAUUCGUAUUAAUUUUCAUUCCUGUGACUUUAGUAUUACCGACCUGGUUUGAUAAGAAAAAGGCAACAUCGAUGGGUAUUGCAGUGUCUGGUGCAGGGUUAGGAGGUUUGAUCUUUUCGCUUAGUAUCAAUAGAGUUAUUGAACAAACCGGGGAUCAAAGAUGGGCACUUCGAAUGGUCGGAUUGGUGACUCUUGCGGCAACGUUGAUAACACUUAUUGUGAUGAAGCCAAGAGUUCCAAAUCAAGUCCCAUUGAAGCAGGGAUUAAGUCUUCAGUUUAUUAAAGAGAACACCAAGGUCAUUUUUGAUGCUACUGUGUUCAAGAGCUUUGGUAUUUGUGCUCUUAGUUGUUGGUUUGCUAUAGCACUUACUGGAUACACGUUAAUGUUAUUUUCAUUGUCCUCAUAUGCAACACUGGUUGGUUUAACACAGCAACAAGGAUCAAUACUUACUUCAGUUUUGAAUGCGGCCCAAGUUGUAGGACGUCCAUGUAUGGGUGUGACAGCUGACAGAAUAGGUCGAGCUAAUUUCACGACAGGACUAAGCUUAAUGAUCAGUAUCUUGCUUUAUGCAUUCUGGAUCAAUGCAUCGACUUAUGGUUCGUUGAUUGCUUUUAGUUGCCUCAUUGGGUUAAUUAUUGGUGUUGGUUCAUCAAUGGCACAACCCCUUCUUGCGGAUGUCUUGGAAGAUAACCUUGAAAAGUUGCCAGCUGGUUGGUCGGGUAUCAAUAUGUUUGUUAGUCCUUUCUGUCUUGUCUGUCAAGUUAUUGCGUUAUCCUUGGUGGACAGCAGCUCCAGACCGUAUUUGCAUACACAAAUCUUUGCUGGUACUUGCUUUUUGGCAUGCUUUUUGUUUAUGCUUUUGCUUAGAGGAUUUUUGGUUAGGCAGCUUUUGCGUAGAAGACGGGCAUGCGCACAAAAGCAGCUAGAUAAAUUACAAGGGGUAACCAGAAAUGGAUAUUUGAAAUCAAGGGACGAAGUCGCCGAGGAAAUGGAUCAAGAAGAGAUCUUACUUGAGAGAAUCGAUAGAUAUGAUCGUUAUUUAAGACCAACUCCUAUGGCCUAUUUGGUAAGAAUUGUCUACCCUGUUAGAGUGUAG